AUGUCAUUAUUACAGUUUAUAUGUAAUGUAAUUAUGUUACGGAUUUUCGAAUUUUUUAACGGGAUGGAGCCAGAGGUUUUUCUGGGUGGUGUGGUGAGGAAUAGGCGUAAGACAAUGCCCCACCAAAUAAAUGGGAUUAUCGAUGGUUCAAUCAGAAUCCUAGAAGCAAUCCUCCACUCGUCGUUUUUUGAAAAUCUAGUGCCAGGAGCGCGCGGAUGGCUACAAAGCAAAAUGGCCGACAAUUGUGAUGUUGACGAGUUAUCUUUAGAAGAAGAAAAAUCUAAGCAAAAUGGACAAGUUUAUUUUGAAAAAGUGCAUGAAGUCCUCACCGUGAUGGGCAAUGAUAUUGAAGAAUUUGACGUAAUUCCAUCGGUGAAACCAGUCGAAGGCAAAAGUCUUCCAUAUAUUCGUGAGACGAACAGACUUGGAGUAUUUUCUUGGUGUGUUAAAGAACUAUUUUCGUACACAUACGAGCAGCUAAAGGCUACGGAUAGAGAAAUGCUUACUAGGGAUCGGGAUGAGCUCAAACAAAAAGGAGUCCAUUUGUUGGCAUUAAGUCGCGUUUGUCUCCUUUUGCAUUCUGAAGAUUAUACUGUGUGGAACAUUCGGAAAUUGUACGUUUCGAUACAAGCAACGGAAGAGUUGUGGAGAAACGAACUCGCCUUCACCGAAUUAGUACUCACAAAACAACCACGCAGUGCCGAGACCUUCACACACAGACGUUGGCUAUUGAAAAGAGGACAUUUGCAGUGGAAAUAUUUAAAAACUGUCGACAUUCAAAAAGAGUUCGAGCUAACGCUUGCAUGCGCCGAAAGAUAUCCUUGUAACUACGUUUCUUGGGAUCAUCGAUGUUGGCUGUCGGGAUAUUUCGUGCAAGGCGAUGUGACUUGGCUCGAAACGGAACUUAUCUCGACAAAGGAUUGGCUAUGGCGUCACGUGUCUGAUAAUUGUGUUUAUCACUAUAGACAGCACGUGUUGAAAUUGCUGCUCGAGUCGUGUUCGAAAAUGAAAGUGCUGUAUCAUCUUCGGGAGGAAUGGACGUUAACACUCGAAGUUUCGACAUAUUAUCCUUUCUACGAGACUUUAUGGUAUCACAGGAGAUUCCUGAUCGCAUUUUCCUCCUCGCACUUUCCAUCCAAAGACUGUCGGUCUGCUGACAUCUGCAGGGAGCUGUUGACUCGGUUAUUGAACGACCUUGGUUGCCAAACGUGUUCUUCAGAAGAUCGCUCGCGAGGUAUUAAAAAAGUGGAUACACGUCGAGAGGCAGCGAAGGGUAGUUCGAGCACAUUUCUUCGAAAUGAUUUGGAAAUUUCUCAGGAAAUGAUGGAGAAGGUGAACGGUACUUCCGUGCAAGGCUUAAGACAAUGCGCUCUUCUCAAGUCGCAUUUGUCGUGGUUGAGACAAUUUUAUGUCGGGUGAUUUGACUCGAGGACGUGCGAAUAACAAGUUUUGUUUUCAUUGCAUCAUUUUUAACACUGAUA
Messenger RNA from Xenia sp. Carnegie-2017, 1481 nucleotides. RefSeq names its product protein prenyltransferase alpha subunit repeat-containing protein 1-B-like. Gene Ontology annotation, cellular component: cytoplasm. The coding region runs from base 1 to 1419 and encodes 472 amino acids. Gene Ontology annotation, biological process: protein prenylation. The transcript is spliced from 7 exons. Lineage: Eukaryota; Metazoa; Cnidaria; Anthozoa; Malacalcyonacea; Xeniidae. Gene Ontology annotation, molecular function: protein prenyltransferase activity. The record is from RefSeq and is a predicted model, not a curated record.